AUGCAGGUAAAUCGAGCCCAGCCCUCGGAUGGGAGACGAGCCGUCAAGUUGAGGUGCGGCCCGGCAGUCAACAACAACCUACUGUACAAUGCUCGAAUGAGCACACAUUUACUGUAUUUCCGUUCGCCCGCUCGCCCGCCCAUAUUCGGCCACUCCUGCCAUCUCUCGCUCUCUUUAUACCCGCAGCUGUUUGACGUAGCGCCUGUGGGUAGUAGUACGGUACGCCCUCGGGCCCUCCAAGUUUUGCCACCUGUUUGCACUUUAUCCCAUUCCGAGUCGACAUCGACAGUGCCAACGGAGCUACACGAUGAGGAUCCAUUCGAAGGAAAAUCGGGACUAUCAAAUGGAAUUUUCUGCUCACCAAAACCCCUUCUUAGUAACCAACGGACAAGAAACCAGUUCAGACCCCGCAACGCCAACAAGGGCACCACGAGUUACCAGUUGCGACAGUAUGCGGAGGCUACACUUGGAGGAGGCAGUUUGCGAAAGAUCGUCAAGCUGCCAGAGGGCGAGGACGAGAACGAGUGGUUGGCAGUGAACAUGGUCGAUUUCUACAACCACAUAAAUCUUCUGUACGGGUCGAUCACCGAAUUCUGCUCUCCACAGUCAUGCCCCGAGAUGAAAGCCACGGAUGAAUUCGAGUACCUUUGGCAGGAUUCAGAAAACUUCAAACGACCAACCAAGAUGCCCGCACCGACCUACAUCGAACACUUGAUGGGCUGGGUUCAGAGCAAUAUUGACAACGAGGCAGUGUUCCCCAGCAGAAUUGGUGUCCCUUUCCCAAAAUCAUUCCCAAGCAUGAUUCGGCAGGUCUUCAAGCGUAUGUACCGAGUCUACGCACAUAUCUACUGCCACCACUACCCGGUCAUCCGUGAGCUUGGCCUUGAAGCCCAUCUUAAUACUAGCUUCAAGCACUAUGUCCUCUUUAUCGACGAGCAUAACCUUGCAAGCGGGAAGGAUUUCUGGGGACCGUUGGGAGAUCUUGUUGACAGCAUGUUGAGAAGCGACUGA
This is a messenger RNA of Drepanopeziza brunnea f. sp. 'multigermtubi' MB_m1, 1011 nucleotides long. The record is from RefSeq and is a predicted model, not a curated record. NCBI's taxonomy places the organism in Eukaryota, Fungi, Ascomycota, Leotiomycetes, Helotiales, Drepanopezizaceae.